UCCAAACACUCAGAGCACUGAGAGCAGUUAUUUUAAAACUUCAAACUCAGCCACUUCGAGGAGACCAUGGAAGGGAAAAAUAAUGGAUUCAUACCAAAAACAAGGGCGGGAACUCUGUUAAUUUAAAUAGUAAUCAUUUUAAAAACGAAAAUCGAACAUCGAAAAGAAGAAUUAAAAUGAAGGAGCGCCUUCAGCCGCGGAUCCGUGUUUGUUUGUGGUUCGCUGUUCUUUUGCGGCGUGCGCCUCUCCGAUGUCUCUCCCAGUAGUUCUUCCUGGAUCUUGCUGUCCAGUCGCGGGGGGUUCGCUGGCUUCACAUUUGGCUGACCCGGCAUACAGAAGCCGUCCACGCUGCAUCUCCAACGGCGCGUCUCGCAUGCCUGGAUCUCAGUCGCAGUUGUUCCCAGCGCUGCUGCCCGGCCGACCGCUGCUGUCUCUCGGAUUGCUGCAGCUGGUUCUCGGCUGUUCCAUGGUGGCGCUCUCUUUCGGGGCUUUGUCACUUAGCAGCUCGCCUCCCAUCCGGAAUUCGUGUCCGUUCUGGGCUGGUUCUUCAGUCAUCCUCUCAGGAAUCAUCGGUCUUACAACAUGGCGGAGGCCCAUGCUACUUUUGGUGAAUCUGUUUGUCCUGCUGUCGGUGGUCUGUGUGCUGCUCAACCUGGCUGGGUUCAUCCUGUGCUGUCAGGGAGCUCAGCUGGUGGCCAACAUGUCCUACUGCCAGCUGAGCGAGGUCGGGGAUAUCUGUCACUGCUGUGCCGAUAGCCCCAGCAGCAGGUGCCCUGAGGAGAAGCUGCUCAGACUGUACCCCGGAAACUCCUGCAACACCAUGAGGGUCCUGCUGAAGAAGGUUCUGUUUGCACUGUGUGCCCUGAAUGCUCUGACCACGGCCGUCUGUCUGGUGGCCGCUGUGUUGAGGUACCUGCAGAUCUUUGCUGCCCGGCGACCAUGCACAGAAGAGCCCCACCCCAUCGCAGAGGAAGGGGAGGAGCCAACCCAGAUUCCUGACCCGGACGAGUUUGUCCCUCCAGCCCCGCCCCCCUCCUACUUUUCCACCUUCUACUCUUACACCCCACGCCUGGCCCGCAGGAUGUUUGGUGACAGCGUGAUUCCACUGCCUCACAUAUACGGUGCCAGGAUCAAAGGGGUGGAGGUGUUCUGCCCCCUGGACCCUCCCCCACCCUACGAGGCUGUUGCGGGUCAGCCAGAGAACGCCACUCCCCAGGAGUCCGAGGUUCUUGCAACGGACCUGACCGAGGGCUUGAGUGACAGCUCAGAGACCAGACCUCUGUGUGCAGAGCCGUCCCCGCAGACCCCCCCUACCCCCCCUGUUCAGGUCAGAGGUCAGACGGCACCUGUGCCCCCCAGCAGAAGGACCCAGAAACAGCACCUCCGGCGGUCCAGCAGCGACCCGGUUCUACUGGACCUGGCUGCUAAAGUGCUGAGCUGCGAAGCCGCCACUCAGACGGAGGCGGGGCCAGGGGCGGAGCCGGCCGCGGUGACCCUACGGAGGGGGAGGGGCCUGCGCCGGCCCCGCCCCAGCUCCAUGGUGGAUUACCAGAGUUACCGCGACACCAAGCAGCUGGUGGCGGACUUCCUGCAGCAGGCCCCCCGCAGGCUGGCCCCCGAGGUGCAGGAGCUGCUCAACAGCAUCAAGACCGUCCUGCGCUCCGACCAGCAGCACAUGGACGAGGCAGUGCGCAGUGCCAGCUUCAUCGAGCAGGUCAUAAUCGGCUCCCAGGCCCCCCCUGCGCAGCCCGCGCAGCCGUGUGCGCAGCCGUGUGCGCAGCCUGCAGCAGCGGUGUCUGCGCAGACGCUGCCCCUGCCCCCGCGCAAGCGUCCCGGCCUGCUGCACCUGCGCAGCUGCGGAGACCUCAGCACCUUCACCAAGGAUGAGCCGCAGCCUGUCCUCCGCAGGGCGAGGUCUCAGCGGGGGUCCCGGGGGGACCACGACCGCCCCCACAGCCUGAUCGGGGUCUGCAGAGAGACGGUGCUCUGAGGAGAAGCCCCCCCUCACACGGACUCGGCCCUCGCUAACGGCUAGCGGCUAACGCGCGGAGAGGUGUUCCCCCUGCUGGUGAACCCACAGAACACAGUGAGCUGCCUGCUGUUGGAGCUCCAGCCAUGAAGACUGCUGUAGACUGCUGAAGAUAAACAGCUUCUAGAAGACCCCAGCCUUUGAACAGGCUGCGUGCGUGUGUGUGUGUGUGUGUGUGUGUGCGCGUGUGUGUUGUAAGGGAGGCAUUAUAUCGAAGGGAUGAAAGUUUAACGAUACGAUAAUUACGAUAAUUAUUAUUAUUAUUGCUAUGUUUAAUCAUCUCUGACCUGUCAAGGUUUUUUUUUUUUUCUGGACAUUCUCAUUUUUCUUGAGGUGAGGAAAAGGGUGGAAACUCUGGUAACUGGAAAUACACACCCCCACAUGUAAUAUAAUUUUUUUUUUUUUUUUUUUUGAGAAUGGAGAUAAUUGCUUUAUAAAGACCAGUAAAGAAAAAUCUGGACUUUUUCAAAAUCUGGAAAAAUCACCUUUUCUUUAUAAAUAUGUAAAUAAGAUAAAACCAAUAUUCAGGCAUCUCACUGGGGUGGGGAGAGAAGAUUGCUGCCUUCUCUCCAGCUGAACCAAGUGUUUCAUAUAUAACAUGUUUUUCCUUCUUAGAUGUGGUGUGCUGAGCCAAAAAGAUUUAUUUUAUGUGUUCAUGAACAGUCUGUAAUGGAGAGGGAUGUGGUGUGGGGCGUAAGGUGUGGGGUGUCCUUUCUUUUUGGGUGCAAUGUGCCUGUCGAUGAACAUUUUUGCCUUCACAAACUCAGUUUGGCUGACCGGGCUGUACCUGGGUUUGUGUGUGCGGGUAAGGCGGUUCAGCCGCUGUAAAGAGUGCCUUACCUCACCGGACAUGUGCUGCACUCACAGGGUUUCCCCCCCAGCCUCGCAGGGGUGUUCACGGGCACACAAAAUCUACAAAACACGUUCAUUUUAUCACCUGGUUUUUAUGUUUUUCAUUUCCCCUUCCUCCCCCCCCCCCCCCCGUCUCUUUUCUGAAAAAGCCCGUCGGUGCGAGUCCAUGCAGCUCGUUUAUGUGAAGAUUUCAAGGGAAAUAAAUGGAGAUUUCAGAAAAAGAAGAAAAACGUUUUCCACCCAAUUAAGAAGUGGUUUCUGUCUGUUUGUUUCAUCCAGUUUGAGAGCGAGGUUGUGGAAGCGCUGUUUCAUUGUAAAACCUGUCCCAAAUUGGAUUGAACUGUAGUUCUGGGGAGGUACUGGCAGGAUUAUAAUCUGUAGAGCUAAUUUCUAAUAGCUCCAUUCUGGGUGACAUAAAUACUUUUGGAUUCAAAUACUUUUCUGUGCUUGAUUCAUCUUGACUGUUUUUGAGACUAUUUCAUUUCACUGAGCUUGUUUAUACACCAGACAAGCUCAGUAAAGCACAGAAAAUUUUACCAGGCCUGUCUGGUUUUAAAAGGCCAGGGACUCCAAAGAUACGUCAUCAUUUCUAUACUUUCUAUACAUUUCUAUGAACAUGUCCAUGCAUACUUACAGUAGAGCUUUUCUCCUGCUAGACAUUUUUUAAUAUGAAUGUUAUUUAGCUGCAGUUGACAGUGGUUCAUAUAUUUAAUUGGUAUCAGGAUGGAUUAAAAAAGGCUGUUUGGAUUCAUGGUGAGCUCCUGACAUGAUGGCAGUUCUCGUCACUACUUCUGUGACCUCACCGUGAUGUCAGGCCCAGUGCCAGGUGA
Messenger RNA from Conger conger (European conger), 3711 nucleotides. RefSeq names its product family with sequence similarity 189 member A2 (gene entrep1). Lineage: Eukaryota; Metazoa; Chordata; Actinopteri; Anguilliformes; Congridae. The transcript is spliced from 11 exons. The record is from RefSeq and is a predicted model, not a curated record. Bases 251 to 1990 code for a protein of 579 amino acids. Gene Ontology annotation, cellular component: membrane.